CUGACAAUUACCGGACUUGGAGGGCACCUGGGCAACCCCCACUCCCCGUCCUCCCCUCUUCCUUGACUUGUUUGCUUCUGCUUCUCUAUUAUUCUCUGCUCUCUACUCUCUGCUCUGCUUCUUUGCUUCUCUACUGCCUCUCCAUAUUCUCCUUUCUCUUCCUCUCUCCUAUCGAGUGCGGCGCGGCUCUUAUCGGAUUGGCGAAAAGUUCACGGGAAGAGAUUUGCCUCGCCUCCCACGUAAUCGAUCUGCCCGUUGCUCACUUCGGCUUCAAUCGUCAAUUCUUUGCUUUGCGACUCUCGGCAUUCGGUUCGCGAUCCUGAUUCUUACCAGGCUUUCACUGUGAGGGGCAUGUGUCCCGCAUUCUGAGUUGGUGCAGACUAUGACGUCUGAGAUGACUUCCAACUCUAACUCAGAAUUCCAACCCACUCAAAGUCCCGCCAAGAUGUCCGGGCAGGCCCCGGAGCCCGGUGACGCCGAUGCCAAGUCCAAAGUCCAGCCCAGCCAGGUCCGUUUCUCGUCCAUCACGGAGGAGAUUGAACCAUCGCAGGCACUCUCUCCGGAACCAGAACCUCAACACUCGCAGCCACUGAAGCAGCAAUCAGACGAAGAGGCGUUACGGUCGCUGGCUAUGAGUUUGCAGAGCUCGCAUCUGCAGAGCUCACAGCUUCAGGAGGCCCGUCUACGGAACUUCUCUUUCGACCCCAUGUCUCUUCCUUCCUCCAGGGUCGCCUCUCGCGAGUCGAGUGAUCGGAGUGGGCAUGGAACUAGCUCUUUUGCCUCUCCUCAUGCAUCUCCCCCCGUUUCCGCCGUACAGUCCCCUCCUCUUACGCCAGCUGCAACUCGUUCACGUGAAGGCAGAGCGGAGGGUUCCUCCCUAAAAGCUCACAGCCGGCCUCAUGUCCAAACUGAGUUCACCCCAGAUGCCUCACCCCCAGUUACUUCAGCCGAUAAGCACGACAUUCCCCGAUCCUCAACCUCCCGACCCUCAUCCACCGAUCAGUUGCCCAACAGACACAGUGAGGCCUCUGAUCGAAGCUCUCACGUCGUGCAACUCCCCAAGCACCGUGCACAGUUCUUCAUCGGAAACGAUACUAGUUCGCAAGAAGAAAGCCCACCUGCGACUCCAAGAGAGUCUCUGACUCCACCCGGGGCUAUGACCCCAGUAGGCGAACCCAAUGACCCUUACGCACGCAACAAGCGCCCACCUCAGUCGAAAAAUCUCGCUCAGCUGGAUCCUAGGUUCAUCUUUAGCAGUCGGGACGCGAAGCGGUCAUUCCGCCCGGGAAACCCCCGAUCAGCCAGCGCCAGUGACCUCAGCAAGCCCAGUGACAAGCGGAGUAUAUUUGGUGGCAAGAAGGACCAAGGCAAUGACAAGCACCAGAGUCAUCAUCAUCAUGGCUCCAUGUCUGAAUUGAAGCGAUUCUUCAAAAUGGGUCACCGCCACAAGCGGGCUGAAUCUCCAACAUCAAUGCCGAAAAAGUCGAGCCGAGGGUCUGGAAAGAACACCCCAUACCAAAUGGCCCCUGACAAUGUUCCAUUUGCCGAUGAUCACGGAUUGAACUCCAAGUAUGGCAAAAUGGGCAGGGUGCUCGGGUCUGGAGCUGGCGGCUCGGUGCGUCUCUUAAAGCGGAACAGUGACGGUGUCACCUUCGCCGUGAAGCAAUUCCGAGAUCGUCACAACUGGGAGAGCUUGAAGGAGUAUUCCAAGAAGGUUACCGCGGAGUUCUGUAUUGGUUCUACUCUGCAUCACGGCAAUAUCAUCGAGACACUGGAUAUCAUCCAGGAAGGGAAUCACUGGUAUGAGGUGAUGGAAUAUGCUCCAUUUGAUCUCUUUGCCAUCGUCAUGACGGGAAAGAUGGGCAAAGAGGAGAUUGCUUGCUCUUUCAAACAGAUUUUGAGCGGCGUGGCUUAUUUGCACGGCAUGGGUCUCGCUCAUCGGGACCUGAAGCUGGAUAACGUGGUGGUCAAUGAUCGAGGCAUCAUGAAGCUCAUUGACUUUGGAAGUGCCGUUGUCUUCCGUUAUCCCUUCGAGAACGACAUCGUUCCCGCUUCAGGAAUUGUCGGCUCGGACCCAUAUCUUGCCCCCGAGGUGUACGACGAAAAGAAAUAUGACCCCCGUCCAACGGAUGUUUGGUCGCUGGCGAUCAUCUUCUGCUGCAUGACCCUACGGCGCUUUCCAUGGAAGCAACCACGCACCACGGACAACUCCUACAAGUUGUUUGUUUCCAGUCCCACUCCAGGCACACCGGUUCCCGAGUCGAAUCCAAACCGUCGGUUCAAGUCGACCCCCGAUCUACCAUGCCAAGGCCAGGAGAAACGUCAGGCUGAUCGCUCGAGCGGUUCCUCUGAACCCGCCAAAACCAAGGACCAGUCUACACCGGAAGAAAACAGAAACGGUACCGGACACGGGGAUGGUGAUCGCUCGCCUGAUACUGCUCAAAAGCAAACCAGUCAGACUAGCACUACUGCCCAUGAUCGGCCUACCCGCACGACGAGCAAAGAGGCACCGCCCGUUCAACCACCCUCCCAGUCCUCUGGUCAGCGCCAGGAAGUCAUCAAGGGACCGUGGCGCCUUCUUCGCAUCUUGCCGCGGGAAAGCAGGUACAUUAUUGGUCGCAUGCUGAAGACCAACCCUAACCAGCGAGCCACACUGGACGAGGUCAUGAGUGAUGACUGGGUCAGAGACAUCCAUGCCUGUCGGCAGGAAUGCUCUGGCGAGAUCAUCAACGACCCCGGCCACACCCAUGUCUUGGAGCCCCCGUCGCAGAGUCCCGCCGUGGCCAGCAAAAGCACCAAGGCCAAAUAAUACCCCUUGCUCUGUAUGAAUUCUGUGCCCAUAAUUUCCGACCCUUUGAAUCUGGGAUGGUUUUUUCUUUGUUUCCAUCCCCUCGUUCUGAUUCCCUCUUGAAUACUGUAGAUGAUAGUCGCUUUUUCUCUCACUCCCCAUGCUUCUUUUCUGAGUCAAUAUUCCUGAAAUGCAUUCUUUGUGGCAAUCUAUCGCAGUCCCUGUUUUUUCUUUAAUCAACUG
Penicillium canescens is the source of this 3031-nucleotide messenger RNA. RefSeq lists its product as uncharacterized. The record is from RefSeq and is a predicted model, not a curated record. Bases 383 to 2809 code for a protein of 808 amino acids. The transcript is spliced from 4 exons. Lineage: Eukaryota; Fungi; Ascomycota; Eurotiomycetes; Eurotiales; Aspergillaceae. Gene Ontology annotation, molecular function: protein serine/threonine kinase activity; ATP binding. Gene Ontology annotation, biological process: protein phosphorylation; intracellular signal transduction.